AUGCCACCCAUGGAGGAAGUCCACACCGAGCGGGGCAGGAAGAAGGCCAACAGGAUUAUCAGAGACCCCAACCCACCCAGUUUUCCUACAGACCAGAGGAAUGGAGACAAAGAGUUUGUUAUCAGGAGAGCGGCCACUAACAGAGUGCUGAACGUUCUGCGUCACUGGGUCUCAAAACACUCGCAGGACUUUGAGCUGAACACGGAGCUGAAGACGCGGGUAAUCAGCUUCCUGGAGGAGGUGAUCCACGACCCAGAGCUCCUCACACAGGAAAGAAAGGCAGCUGCCAACAUCAUCAGGACUCUCACUCAGGAGGAUCCAGGAGAUAACCUGGUCACACUGGAAGAGAUCACACAGAUGGCACAGGAGGACUGUAAAACUGAGCCUUUUGAGAGCCACUCGGCCCUGGAGAUAGCUGAGCAACUCACACUGCUGGACCACCUGGUCUUCAAGGUCAUCCCAUACGAGGAGUUCUUUGGUCAAGGCUGGAUGAAGAACGACAAGAACGAGAGAACUCCCUACAUUAUGAAAACUACCAAGCAUUUCAAUGAUAUCAGCAACAAGAUCGCGACAGAGAUCCUGCAGUGGGACGAUGUCAACCUGAGAGUGUCGGUGAUCGAGAAAUGGGUCGCAGUGGCAGACAUCUGUCGCUGCCUCCACAACUACAACGCCAUGCUGGAGAUCACAUCCUCCCUGAACCGCAGCUCCGUCUUCCGCCUCAAGAAGACCUGGCUCAAAGUCUCCAAGCAGACGAAGACCGUGAUCGACAAGUUACAGAAGUUGGUGUCAUCAGAGGGACGAUUCAAAAACCUGAGAGAAGCUCUGAAGAACUGCGACCCUCCCUGUGUUCCCUACCUGGGAAUGUACCUGACCGACCUGGCCUUUAUCGAGGAGGGAACCCCCAACUACACCGAGGACAGCCUGGUUAACUUCUCCAAGAUGAGAAUGAUAUCUCACAUUAUCAGAGAAAUACGGCAAUUUCAGCAAACGGCUUACAAGAUUGAUUAUCAACCAAAGUUUGACAGAGGAGAGCCAUGA
Molecule: messenger RNA, 1038 nt
Organism: Notothenia coriiceps (black rockcod)
Lineage: Eukaryota; Metazoa; Chordata; Actinopteri; Perciformes; Nototheniidae
Product: ras-specific guanine nucleotide-releasing factor 1-like
Exons: 11
Coding region: 1-1038 (345 amino acids)
Biological process (GO): Ras protein signal transduction
Cellular component (GO): plasma membrane
Molecular function (GO): guanyl-nucleotide exchange factor activity
Source: RefSeq, a predicted model, not a curated record